ACGAUGCGCAGACCUGAGAAGUGGAAGGGAAGAAGUACGGAGAUGCAGAUAAGAUUAGAUAGACUAGCCAGACAAAAUAGAGAGACAAACAGAUAGACAGAGUGGCUUCCAUCAGUUGCGAACAAGGGAUGCAUCAUGAAGUCUCAGCAGAAGUGCAUCAUGGUUUUUGCCCUGCUGUGCUGCUUUGGCGUGCUGGUGGCGCUCAUCUUCUCGGCCGUGGACGUUUGGGGUGAGGACGAGGACGGCAUCACGGAGGAGAACUGUAGCCGGGACUGCAGAGUUGUUCUGGUGGAGAACAUUCCCGAAGACGUCACCUUCUCCAACAGCAGCGCGUGCCACCUAUCGCUUUCUGCGGGACUUUUGGGCCUGCUGGAUCAAGCCAUUCGCGUGGUGGAGAUCGUUUCCCCGCUGUGGCUGCUCAACUCCUCCGAAUACGAGUCUAGCUUCCAGCCUGCAGCAAGACAGGGCAGAGUCCUGCUGGCCAGGCUGCAGGCGCUGAAGUCCAAGAAAGUCCAGCUCAAGGUCUCAAGCGGGAUCGUGGACUCGGCAGAGCUCAAAACGCUCGUCGGAUACGGCGCCGAGGUGCAUCACGUGAACACGACGGCGCUGAGCAAAGGUCACCUCCACUCUUCCUUCUGGGUGGUGGACAGCAGACACUUGUACAUUGGCAGCGGCAGCAUGGACUGGAGAUCCCUGGCCACAAGGAAGGAGCUGGGCGUGUUGGUGUACAACUGCAGCUGUCUGGCUCUAGACCUCCACAGGGUGUUCAACGUCUACUGGGGGCUCCAGUACAAGGAGUUUGUCCCCUCCUUCUGGUCCAAACGCCUCUUCGCCAUCUUCAACAAGGAUUCGCCUCUGGAGCUCACCCUGAACAGCACCGAGGCCCGAGCGUACAUCUCUACCUCCCCAGAUGUUUUCAUCCCCAAAGACCGAAGCAGUGACCUGGAAGCCAUUUCCUGGGUUAUCAAGGAUGCCCGUCGCUUUGUCUACAUCUCAGUCACAGACUACUUGCCGCUGCUCAACGGCAGCGCUUACAGGUACUGGUCUCGUAUUGACGGCUUUCUCCGGGAGGCUCUGAUCCUGAGGAGGCUACGCGUGCGUCUGCUUAUAAGUUGCUGGGAAAACACUCAUCCGCUGACGUUCAACUUUGUCUGGUCCCUGAGGAGUCUGUGCAUGGAGCAAGACAACUGCUCACUCCAAGCUAAGUUCUUCAACCCCAGAGUGCAGAGGGAUGGCAGUCUUGGAGGGAUAAACCACAACAGGUUCAUGGUGACCGACAGAGCCAUUUAUUUAGGUAAUCUGGACUGGGUGGGCAACGAGUUCACCUACAACGCGGGCGUGGGCCUGGUCAUCAGUCAGCCCCGCGGUGUCGAGGAGGGCAAGAACUCUACUGUGGUGGAUCAGCUCCGAGCCGCCUUUGAGAGGGAUUGGUUUUCCAGCUACGCCCGCACCCUUCAGGCCAAUAAAAUCCCCGUCUGCAGCAAGCGUCAGAUGGACAGAGCAGGACCGGUCAAAGAAAGUUGGGCAAAUGGGGGGCCGGUGCCUGUCAGGACGGGUCGGCGCGAUACCGUGAGAAUCGAUCCCAACGAUAACGAACCUCACAGCAAAGGUAAGCGCCACGAUGCAGUCCAGAGCGAAACCGACCCCGGAGAGCAGAAAAUCGUUGGUCUUGAACAUUUACAGGCACAAAUCAGAAGGACCGUAUGGGACCACCUGAAGGAUAUCUCAAAUGGGUCCCUGUGAAAAAGAAAUGAUGCACUGGAAUUUUUUGUAGCCUUUUUGUAGAGCACGUUCAGGCUAAGCAUAGCUCAAUUGUAGUGAAGUAUAGCUGGCAAGAUAAUUGGAUGAAAUCAGGAAGGAGCCUCAGUGCAACUUCCAGUUCAGAAUUUUGGCUCCAAUUCUGCCUUGCAACGUUUCACCCCAUACCCCCCCAAAAAAGUGCAACUGGCAGUUUCGCAAAGCAAUGCAAACGUGUGUAUCCCUACGCAAACAAAGCAAGGACUGGUGAUGACGUGUUGCUCAUGUAGCUUUACAGUAAGUGGCUGAUAUUGAAAUAUAAAAUAUAUUAUAUGUAAAUGUUCUGAAAAGUCCCAAUGAAUCAUUCUUUAAACAAUUAGCCGUUUUUGGGUGACCUCAUCAUGCCAAAAACAUAGCAACUUUGGCAAGCGUACAUGCUGAUGAAAGUAAAUUUCAGCGUCUUGGGUCCCCAACAACACCCUACAGCCCUAUCUAGUGGUCACUAUGAUAAACGCAGAACGAGGAGGUAACAGAUUCCAAAGAUGAUUGUAAGCAAAAAAAAAAAAAUAAUAAUAAUCAUAAUAAGCGAUUACGAUUUCAAGAGACAUUUUUUUUUCCUCCGCAAUGUUGAUUUCCAUUGAUUAAGAAGAAAUGUCUCCAUUCUAAAGGAAAUUAAAAUCCUGGCGAGCUGGUCUGUUUUACAGUAACUUCACAUAAACAUGGGUGAAAAAUAUAUCAAUGGGAAUGAGACAAGGUGUGCUCUUGGCUGUGUUUUACAGUUUUUCAAUUUGAGAUGUGAAUGUUUAGCUUUGAAAAUAUAGCCUACCUUGAAAUAUUUUUCAGCAUGAUUGCUGCUGCCUUGCAUGUCCUGCCUUCACUUGUGCACUGAGGAAUGCCUAUUUAUUUAAAUACAUUUGUUUGUGCACACAUUCACUGCAUUAUAUGGUUGAU
Molecule: messenger RNA, 2688 nt
Organism: Syngnathus typhle (broad-nosed pipefish)
Lineage: Eukaryota; Metazoa; Chordata; Actinopteri; Syngnathiformes; Syngnathidae
Product: inactive phospholipase D5-like
Exons: 10
Coding region: 136-1743 (535 amino acids)
Molecular function (GO): catalytic activity
Source: RefSeq, a predicted model, not a curated record